AUGUCUCUGGUAAAUCAUCUUCUGUCGACCUCAAUUUCUUCGUCAACCUCAGGUUUCCUAGGCCAAAACAAAUUAAGCCUCAGAACCUGGAAUCUUUCCGUUCCGGCGAAAAACAGUGGGAUUUGUAGAUGCAUUGCGUCCCCUCCCCUAGAGAAGAAUGUAGCUUAUAAGACCAAGGUGUCCCGCAAUGCAAACAUGGCUAAACUUCAAGCUGGUUACCUCUUUCCUGAGGUUGGUAGAAGAAGAGAGGCUCACAAGUUGAAGUAUCCUGAUGAAAAAGUCAUAAGCCUUGGAAUUGGUGACACCACUGAGCCCAUUCCAGAAAUUAUUACUUCUGCGAUGGCAAAGAAAUCAUAUGCACUGUCAACAAUUGAGGGUUACAGUGGUUAUGGAGCUGAACAAGAGGCAGAUGACGUAUUUGUGUCGGAUGGUGCAAAAUGUGACAUAUCUCGCCUCCAGGUCCUCUUUGGGUCAAAUGUUACAAUGGCAGUGCAAGACCCAUCAUACCCGGCUUAUGUGGACUCGAGUGUUAUUAUGGGUCAGACUGGCCAGUUUCGGACUGGAGUUGAGAAGUAUGAAAAUAUUGAAUACAUGAAGUGUACUCCAGAGAAUGGUUUCUUUCCUGAUUUAUCCACUGUUUCUCCUACAAACAUCAUAUUUUUUUGUUCACCCAACAAUCCUACCGGUUCUGCUGCAUCGAGGGAACAACUGACAAAAUUGGUACAGUUUGCCAAGGACAAUGGGUCAAUCAUCAUCUAUGAUUCUGCUUAUGCUUUGUAUAUGUCAGAUGAUAACCCACGAUCCAUCUUUGAAAUUCCUGGAGCCAAAGAGGUUGCAAUUGAAACUUCAUCAUAUUCCAAGUAUGCUGGGUUCACAGGAGUUCGUCUAGGUUGGACUGUGGUCCCAAAAGAACUCCUAUUUUCUGAUGGAUUUCCAGUUGCAAAGGACUUCAACCGCAUUGUUUGUACUUGUUUCAAUGGUGCAUCUAACAUUGCCCAAGCGGGUGGUCUGGCAUGCCUUUCACCAGAAGGCCUCAAGGCUAUGCAAGAGGUGGUUGGUUUCUACAGAGAAAAUACCAAUAUUAUCGUGGAGACAUUUAAUUCGCUUGGUUUUAAAGUUUAUGGGGGGAAAAAUGCACCAUAUGUGUGGGUGCACUUUCCUGGCCAAAGCUCAUGGGACGUGUUUGGUGAGAUUCUUGAGAAGACCCAUGUGGUUACUACUCCUGGCAGCGGGUUUGGACCUGGUGGUGAAGGUUUCAUUCGAGUUAGCGCCUUUGGCCAUAGGAAUAAUGUGUUGGAAGCAUGCCAAAGAUUCAAGCAGUUGUACAAGUGA
This is a messenger RNA of Ilex paraguariensis (yerba mate), 1332 nucleotides long. The record is from the annotation of a GenBank genome assembly. NCBI's taxonomy places the organism in Eukaryota, Viridiplantae, Streptophyta, Magnoliopsida, Aquifoliales, Aquifoliaceae.